UUCAAAUGGCAGACAUCAGACAGUGCCUUCUGCCACAAAAACCUGCAAAACUUAAAGACCUACCUUAUCGAGCUUCUGCUUCUGAGCAUCACCUUUUCAAGGAGCCUCAAAAAGCGUGGACAAGGUCUUCGUGCAUGGAUCCGUGUUGAUACAUCUGGGAACUCCCAAGUUCUUGAAGUUGAUAAGUUUACAAUUAUGCGUCGUUGUGACCUUCCUGCACGUGAUCUACGCCUGCUUGAUCCCUUAUUUGUAUAUCCAUCAACUAUCCUUGGAAGAGAGAAGGCCAUAGUUGUGAAUCUAGAACAGAUUCGAUGUAUCAUUACAGCUGAUGAGCUACAACGAAGAUUGAGAACUGCAGGUGUUGGUGAAGACUGGAAAGCAGAAGGUAUUGACUUCAACAGAAGGACAGCAACUAGGAAUUUUGAUAACAUGUUUGCAAGCACAUCACCUGAUUACUUGCCCUUUGAGUUUAGGGCCCUUGAAGUUGCUCUUGAGGCUGCUUGUACAUUUCUUGAUUCUCAGGUACUUUGGAUUUUGGAUCUCAUGAAUUUUGACUCUCUUCAUCCUGCCAAAUGGAAGCCAUGGGAAGUGGGAAUUGGGAACCAUCAG
This is a messenger RNA of Thlaspi arvense, 609 nucleotides long. The record is from the annotation of a GenBank genome assembly. NCBI's taxonomy places the organism in Eukaryota, Viridiplantae, Streptophyta, Magnoliopsida, Brassicales, Brassicaceae.